Molecule: messenger RNA, 1407 nt
Organism: Mesorhabditis belari
Lineage: Eukaryota; Metazoa; Nematoda; Chromadorea; Rhabditida; Rhabditidae
Source: the annotation of a GenBank genome assembly
AUGCUGAACUUGCGAAAGUUCAUGAGGAUUUCCCGAAAUACCAAAGACGGGCUGGACCGGCUCAUUUGUAAGCGAAAGAGGGGGCCCCAGCCGACCGCCAUUCCAACAGUCACACGAGCCGCCCCCGAGUGCACCUACGUCCCUACCACACCAAUUGAUAACGAUAUCGGUGAGAACAAAUUCUUCUCGUACGAUUCGACCGUCCCCUGGAGACCGUUAAACGAGCAUUGCGCCGACUCAACCUCGUAUUUCCUCCGCAAAUACAAUCUCUACCCAUUUGUCACCGAGACGCCAAAUCAGAUGGACCAUUUAGCGCCCGGUGACCCAAUGCAAAACUCGCGGUCGGCGAGUGGUGUGCCGGCAAGUGCAAGCGGUCGUCAUCCUCUGCAAACGGUCAAUUCAACGUGUUUUGUGCCAGCCAAAUCAACUGGUAUCGUCUCGUUAUGCGUUCAAUUCGUAAUUCUCGUCCUCUCCGCGCUCACCACAAUCUUUUUCUUCUACCACGUCGGCGGCUACGAGUAUAUGGGAUGGAAUGAGAACGGCACGAUGCUCGUCUCUCCAAUAAACUCCUCAAAUCUCCCGCCAAAGUUCUACGAUAGCUUGUUGCUAAACGAGAAGGCAAAUCAAACGGAGAGUGAAGAAGUGGAGAGUUUAUUGAGAGGAAGCAAUGUGACAGAGGAAAACGACAAUAACAACAAUUCGACGAUGCUCGGCUACAAUGAGGACGAGUCGAUGGUGUCUAGGAGGGCAAAAAGAGAUGCCAAAAGAGAGGCAACAAGCGCAAUGCCGUUGCUCGACUACGAAGAUAACUCAACGCUUUCGUACGACGACAAGAAUGAGCAACUACCGAACACCUCGAUGUACAUUGGAUGGAUUGUGAACGCCGAAAUCGAUUUCCUGGAAUUGAUUCGAAUAUCCACUCUCGUCUACCUAGCCCUAUGUGCCGUUUGGUUUCUCUCAUUGCUGUGCCUCGUCGUUGCAAUCAAAACGGAAAUACCCGAUCUGGUCGUCGCCAACAUGACAAUUUGUCUCAUCUCUAUUCUGUAUCUUAUCGUGCACACGCUUUUCAUCGGCAUCAUCAUCUACCUACAAAUAACUCUCAGCCGUCACCUUUCCACGAAAACUUUCAUCAUAAUCAUCAGCACAAUGGGCGGCCUCUUUUUGCUCUCAAUUGUCGGCUUCUUUUGCAUAAUUCUCGAUGUCGGUUUCUACAAUCACAUCUGCUACAUGAACGAUUCGUCUGGGUGCAUCUGCCUCUCCGUCAUUGUCAACUUUAUCAAGGGCUCUCGUCGCAAUCGUCGCGGUCCACACGAGUACGCUCUUCCCGAGAACACCCGCUCGCCUCCACACAGCAAUAUGCCCUACGCCGAUGAUCCCACGCCAUCCGGUCAACAAUUUAGUCAUUUC